Molecule: messenger RNA, 478 nt
Organism: Gongylonema pulchrum
Lineage: Eukaryota; Metazoa; Nematoda; Chromadorea; Rhabditida; Gongylonematidae
Source: the annotation of a GenBank genome assembly
GUUGUGGGUCCAACAACUGGCUAUCAGCAGCAAGUGUCUUCUGCAAGUCAGAACCUGUUUCAGUAUACUUACUCAGCCAUUCGGUAUGAUGCCACAGCAGCAGCAACAGCAGAUGCAGCAAGGACAGAGCCAGAACCAGCAGCCGCAGCAGCAACAGCAACAACAACAACAGCAGCAGCAGCCAAGCAAUUCAAACGCAGCAAACUCACAACAGCAUCAGUUUCAAGCUCCACCGCAUUUCAUAACUGGUUUGCAAAACUCAAUUUGGGCGCCAGCUGAAACAGGCGCUGACGAUGUGCGCUACACUCAUCAUUCGCAGUCAUCUUCAAAUCUGCAGCCAAUGCAGAGGGUUUGUAUUUAUGUGAUUUUUUUGUCAAAGUUCAAAUUUCAUUCCAUAUGCUUACUCAGUCGUAGAGGCAGAGACAUCUGUAAGGAGCUCGGCUUUGACAGCAUUCUAUCAGCGCCAUUUGCCCAAUGA